Molecule: messenger RNA, 3109 nt
Organism: Alligator sinensis (Chinese alligator)
Lineage: Eukaryota; Metazoa; Chordata; Crocodylia; Alligatoridae
Gene: PDIA6
Product: protein disulfide isomerase family A member 6
Exons: 13
Coding region: 18-1361 (447 amino acids)
Biological process (GO): response to endoplasmic reticulum stress
Cellular component (GO): endoplasmic reticulum lumen
Molecular function (GO): protein-disulfide reductase activity; protein disulfide isomerase activity
Source: RefSeq, a predicted model, not a curated record
CGGGCCCCGCCACCGUCAUGGGCGCGCUCGGCGCGGGCCGCUUACUCCUCGGAGCUGUGAGCUGUACAUUCUUCCUGGCAGUUAACAGUUUAUAUUCCUCCAGUGAUGAUGUGAUAGAGCUAACACCGACAAAUUUCAACAAGGAAGUCCUUCAGAGUGCCAGCUUAUGGCUGGUAGAGUUUUAUGCACCGUGGUGUGGUCACUGUCAGAGACUCACUCCUGAAUGGAAGAAAGCGGCCACAGCAUUAAAGGGUGUGGUGAAAGUAGGUGCAGUGGAUGCAGAUAAGCACCAGUCGCUAGGUGGUCAAUAUGCUGUUAAAGGAUUCCCAACUAUCAAGAUAUUUGGAGCCAACAAAAACAAAGCGGAAGAUUACCAGGGGGGUAGGACAAGUGAAGCUAUCGUUGAUGCUGCAUUAAGUGCUACUCGAUCUAUGGUAAAGGAGCGUCUCAGUGGUAGAAGUGGUGGAUACAGUUCUGGAAAGCAGAGCAGCCGAGAAAAUGGUGACACGGAUAAGAAGGAUGUGGUUGAGUUGACUGAUGACACCUUCGACAAGAACGUCUUAAAUAGCGAUGAUGUCUGGCUGGUGGAAUUUUAUGCCCCUUGGUGUGGACACUGCAAAAAUCUGGAGCCAGAAUGGGCAGCUGCUGCCACAGAAGUGAAAGAACAAACUAAGGGCAAGGUGAAGCUAGCUGCUGUGGAUGCCACAGUAAAUCAGAUGUUGACUGGUCGAUAUGGGAUUCGUGGAUUUCCUACAAUUAAGAUCUUUCAGAAAGGAGAAGACCCUGUUGAUUAUGAUGGUGGAAGAACAAGAGCUGACAUAGUUACUCGGGCUCUGGAUCUAUUUUCUGAUAAUGCCCCAGCACCUGAGCUGCUAGAGGUCAUUAAUGCAGAUAUUCUGAAGAGUACCUGCGAAGCUCAUCAACUCUGUAUCAUUGCUGUCCUGCCUCAUAUUCUGGAUACAGGAGCAUCGGGUAGAAAUUCCUAUUUAGAAGUCAUGUUAAAAAUGGCAGAAAAAUACAAAAAGAAAAUGUGGGGGUGGCUGUGGACAGAGGCUGGAGCUCAGUCUGACCUGGAAAGCUCCUUAGGAAUUGGAGGAUUUGGGUACCCAGCAAUGGCUGCAGUUAAUGCUCGGAAGAUGAAAUUUGCCCUUCUGAAAGGAUCUUUCAGUGAACAGGGAAUUAAUGAGUUUCUCAGGGAACUCUCUGUUGGCCGUGGGUCUACAGCACCAGUAGCUGGUGGGGCUUUCCCUAAAAUUAACACAGUGGAGCCUUGGGAUGGCAAAGAUGGAGAGCUUCCAGUUGAAGAUGAUAUUGAUCUCAGUGAUGUGGAUCUUGAUGACUGGGAGAAAGACGAAUUGUAAAAUCUUUAAGUUUCUUGAGAGAGUUUGUGCAGCAGCUUGGUGGAACAUGGUUCACAAUCAGAUGGAUAUUCCAGUGGCCUUUUCACAGAGAAGUAGCACUUGACCAGCUCUCUGCAACAGUGAACUGUACACAUCGUGAGAAAACUGUGCAAAAAUUCUAUGAAUUGUCAUAACAGUAAACUUGAUUGUAUUCUGUGCAACACAUUUUAAGGACAACGUGAAUCUUUCUUUGGAUGUCUUGGUUUUUAUUUUGUUGAUAUGGUGUGUGCUGUUUGAAUGUUUAUCAGGGUCUGUUACUGUAACCAGUUUUAAAUGCGACUUUCUUUCAUUCAGAUGGAACUUGAUCAGUUUCUGUUUCGAUUUAAUGAAUAAAACUAAAUAUUUUUGAGACACAGUGUUAGUUUUGUAUGGAGAAACAAGGUGCAAAUGAUUAAAGCCAUCCAGGUUCUGACGACUGUUGUAAAGUGAAUAGAAAAGUGAAACAGUGCUAUAAGGCAUCUUAAAUUAUCCAAAUGCUAUAUAAUUUCAACAAUUUUGGCCUAAGCCUAGUUGGACUAGAUGUUUUAGUUUUAAAUGUGCUUUCUAGUCUUCCUUUUCCUCCUAUUCUCAGGGUUUUCAGCUUCUUGGAAACAUGAUCCUGCACGUUUGAUCUUGUUAUCUGCUACCAAGGAAGUAGAAUCACCUUUUGACUGGUGAUCUUCUUUGCAAGGAAAAUGGAAGAUGGGAAGAUAAGUGCUACUGAUUCACAAGUCUUUCCUGUGUUGGUUGUGAGCCAGCAUCCCACUAGGUUGUGAGGGAGGAGUCAGUGGGCUGCCCUAGAUGCUCUGCACAGGGGAAGACCUGAAGCUGAUGCAGAAUGAUCUCUUCAGAGGAGUUGUGGUGUUAGUGUUCAUCUUCCUGGCUGGAUUUCAGCUUGGAUAAUUAUGUUCUACCUUCUUUAAAUUUCCUCUGCGUUUACCACUGGGUCAGGGUCUUAGUCUUCACUUCCCAUCAUACGUUGUUUAAAAUAAUGAUUUUACCCCAAGGUUAGCCACAUUUUGGGGUUGGGCACAGAUUUUACUGUUUGUAAAUUGAAUAUUGUAAAAGACCAUAGGGGUGAUUUAAAAUGCUAAACAAACGUAACGUAAUUGACAUAAGAGAAAUUACAGUAGUGUCUGCCAAAGUUAUCCUGCAAGUCACCAGUCUACUUGCAAGAGAAGGAGAUGCUGUAGCUGAAAGCUCCUUCUCCCACGGGUAAAUUUUGUAAGAUGAUUCCAAACCCAGUCAUGUCUAUAUGGUCUUGUGCUUUUUCUUACUGACGAGCUGAAAGGAUACACUAGUCAACUGGUCCAAAUCACAAUAGUUAUGAAAACAUUCUUGUUUAGUCUCUUGUUUUAGACUUCAGAUUUCCAGUGAACCAUUAGUAAUGAUUAACUUGGUGUCGGCUACAAUUUUCCAAGUCGCUUAGAAAUGUAAAUCAUGUUUUUAAAAGUGACUUAGGCAUUUAGGAGCCUUUUAAAAAUGUCACUCAUGCUUUUUACUCUUAUUUUGAGGCUAAAAAACAUGAUUUCUUUACUCUUGCUGGGUUUCUAUCAUCUGGCACUAGUCAUAUUUCAAAAAUUCUAUCCUGUUACAAAUCAUGACUGUAGAUUACUAGCUAAUCCAGUAACUGCUAAGCUAUUUUUAACUCUUUAAAUUUAUUUUAAAUUUCCAUAAAGAUGAUGUUUCCUCCUUUGUAACUAACAAAAAUAAAUACAACCAUGACACUU